AUGGAAGCCUCGCGAGAGGAGCGGCAGCAAAUGCGGCAGCGUGGAGCUGGGACGCGCAAAGCAAAAGAAGUCGAUUUUGGGUUCUCGUUUGGUAGCCCAGCGCUGGGAUUAUCAGCGCCCGCGCCGAUUGCGACUGUCCCUGAAGCUCAGAAGCCACCGCGAACCCAGACCGCGCCGAACACAACACCACGAUCGUCCAAGGUAUCACAACCAAAAUCGCAAGCUCGAGGGAUUGAGCGCACACCGGGAAGUGCGCGCAAUAAGCUCCCAGAACGGCCCUCGACCUACGAAAUACCCUCCUCGGACGAUAGAGCUGAACAAACACGAAGCAACAAGAGAAGAAAGUUCAAUCCUACUAAUGUAACAGAAGAUACUCCUUCUCGUCGCAAUGGUGGGCGACCUGAGAAUAGCGAUACGCACCCCGUCGAUGACAGUGGAGGUAGCACAGACUCUCAAACAAGCCACAUCCAGGAACCUCCAAAUACAGAUGCACCUCCCCCAUCAGAAAUAAACAACAAUAAAUCCCCGCGGCCUCAAAUCUCACCCAUUCUGGAGACCACAGUCGAAGAUCAACACCCGAUAGAAGAGGGGGCCAAUGGCGUGGAACCAACAAAAUCAGCCGCUGAAGAGCAACAAGCCCAAGACACAUCACCACUGUCUGGCCAUACGGCGCCUACAGUAGCUGAAGAAUCGGGAGCGCCAAUUCCAUCACCUGAAGCUCAGUCCGGGGUCGAACAGCCUAAAAACACAGAGCAACUACGUGAGAAACGACGUAACACUCGGUCACCACCACGGCGUGAGGAGCAAAUCCAAAUAACCAAUAAGAGUCAACGGGUUACUACAGAAACUGCCUCUCCAGUUGCUCAGACAGAUAAAUCUACCAUAGAAGCCUUAUCACCACGUGGUAGCUCCGCCGAGGCUCUUAAAGCUAGCGGUGCGCCGACUAUUGAUAAUGAUGUCGACAUGACUGAGGAUGUUCCAGCAUCCAAGUAUGAUGCACCAGAACAAGGCAGUCAGACAUCUCAGGGGCCUUCUACAAAGACGAAGAAGGCUCGGGGUCGUUCGCGGCAUCAACCUACCACAAACAACACUCCAGAACCGAAUGCGGAAGCUGCUGCACAGGAACCUGCAGCCGAGGCGCAAGAUGAAUCCGCGACAGCCCCAGUUGGGGAAGCCCCAAAGACCAAACGGCCUCGUAGGAGACCCUCACUUAACAAGAAGACCAUUGAAGCUAUCGAGACUGAGAAGGUUUCACCUGAACCCAUACCAGAUGUUCCGGAGUCUUCUUCGGGGCCACAUCGGAGUCGUAAGCCAAUAUCACAAAAGGAUGACCAGCUAGAACCUGUGGUGGAAUCUGCAGUGCCCAAACCACAACGUGGCAGACCUGGGAAGAAAACAAAACAAGCAGUGGAGCCUGAACCCGAGCCCGAGCCUGUGGCAGCAAACCAAUCAGAAGCAGAGAUAGGAUCUGCGGCACCCAAGUCUCGUAAUAGACCUGGGAGGAAAGCGAAACGCGCAGCUGAAACUGACUCCGAACCCGAGCCUGAGCCUGCGGCAGCAGAUGAGCCAGAACCAGAGGCAGAAUCUGCGGUACCCAAGUCUCGUGGCAGACCCGGGAAAAAGACCAAACACGCAGCCGAACCUGAGCCCGAGCCCGAGAUUGAAUCUGCAGUAUCCAAGCCCCAGCGUGGCAGGACUGGAAAGCAAGCCAAUCGCGCGGUGCAGCCUGAGCCUGUCACAGAAGACCAGCUGGAGCCUGAAGCAGAAUCGGCAGCACUCAAGUCCCAGCGCGGCAGACCAGGGAAGAAGGCUAAGCCCGCAGUGGAGCCUGAGCCUGAACCCGAGACAGAAUAUCAACCCGAGCCUGAGCUUACACAAGAACAGCCUCGUCGCAAGAUUCGGGAGCCUCGUGGAGAAACCGUCCCGGUCACUGUUUAUCGUCUCGCAAAUAUCAAUUCUCUAGGUGGCACAACAUCUACAACCAACGGGUCUGGAGAUGAAGAAUCCGCCGAUGAACUCAGCACGCACCAGAAGGCCAAGAUACCCAACCGCGGCGGUGUCAACCCAGCUGAUGUAUUGAGCCAGAUCUGCCGCGAGACUCUGGAGAAAACACUCAAUACACUCAAGGAUGGGAUUUCGAACGAAGCGAAUGCUACACGACGCGCAGAGUGGUCGCGGAAGCGAAAAGCCGUUGAAGUAUUCGGCUCGGAGCUUGAGAGCCGUCUCAUGGACCUAAGCGGGAUCCUCGAUAGCAAUUUUGUGCUUGGCGUGCAAUUGAAGAAGACUAAGCGGGAGAUGAUGGAUCUACGGAAUCAUCUAUACCGGGUCCGUCGAGAACGCGAGAACAUAGCUUUGCAGAUGGAUGCAGUGCGCAGCAGACAUAUUGAAGAGGAGAAGGCCAAAUUGUCACGAUCCACGAUCAGCAAUUCCCUCCACAGCCUUGAAUUGGCCCUCGACCGCAACAAGCAACGUUCUGCUUCUACUGCGGAUUCUUCUAUGGAUAUUGAAUACAUGCUUCGCACUGUUGCCGACGUGAGUUCCCGAGCCCCUGGAGCACAAGGCGGUCUCUUGAACCAAAUCCGGGCGUUCAACGCACAGCUCGAAGCUACUGUUGGUCGCCUAGAGCGAUGA
Molecule: messenger RNA, 2631 nt
Organism: Penicillium hordei
Lineage: Eukaryota; Fungi; Ascomycota; Eurotiomycetes; Eurotiales; Aspergillaceae
Exons: 5
Coding region: 1-2631 (876 amino acids)
Source: RefSeq, a predicted model, not a curated record